CCUAGUUGCUUGCUGUCUGAAGCGGCAGCGAGUGGAGUGGGACGAGAGGCUUCCGUCUCUGGGCUGCGGAAUCUACCCUACGAAAGACAGCUAUCGCUCUGGGCAGGAGGAGAGAGAGCACUGAAAGGGAAAGGAAAAGGCCUUCGGAGAUGGGCGACAAGGCGGGGACCAGAGUCUUCAAGAAGUCUAGCCCCAACUGCAAGCUCACAGUAUACUUGGGGAAGAGGGACUUUGUGGAUCACCUAGAUCACGUGGACCCUGUAGAUGGAGUGCUCUUGAUUGACCCAGAAUACCUUAAAGACAGAAAAGUGUUUGUGACCCUGACGUGUGCCUUCCGUUAUGGCCGUGAGGACCUGGAUGUGCUGGGACUGUCUUUCAGGAAGGAUCUCUUCAUUUCCAAUUUCCAGGCAUAUCCCGCUCUGCCUGAGGAACACAAACCGCUCAGUCGUCUACAGGAGAGACUGCUCAAGAAGCUCGGCCAGAAUGCAUACCCUUUCAACUUCACGAUACCUCAGAACCUUCCCUGCUCAGUCACUCUUCAACCUGGCCCAGAGGACACAGGAAAGGCAUGUGGUGUAGACUUUGAGGUCAGGGCAUUCUGUGCCAAAACUGUGGAUGAGAAGACUCACAAGCGGAAUUCUGUGCGGUUGGUGAUCCGUAAGGUGCAAUAUGCUCCAGAGAAGCCUGGUCCUCAGCCAAUGGUGGAGACCACACGCAGCUUCCUUAUGUCUGAUCGUUCUCUUCACCUCGAGGCCUCGCUAGAUAAAGAGCUCUACUACCAUGGUGAACCUAUAAGUGUCAACGUCCAUGUCACCAACAACUCCACCAAAACAGUCAAACGAGUUAAAAUCUCAGUGCGACAGUAUGCCGAUAUCUGUUUGUUCAGCACUGCACAGUACAAAUGUCCUGUGGCUCAGGUAGAGGCUGAUGACCAGGUAUCACCCAGCUCCACAUUCUGUAAGGUGUAUACACUCACACCCACGCUGAGCAAUAACAGAGAGAAGAGGGGUCUGGCUCUGGAUGGACAGCUAAAACAUGAAGAUACCAACCUGGCCUCCAGUACCAUAGUGAAAGAUGUGUCCAAUAAAGAGGUGCUGGGAAUCUUGGUGUCCUACAGAGUCAAAGUCAAGCUAGUGGUGUCACGUGGAGGUGAUGUGUCUGUGGAGCUGCCUUUCGUUUUGAUGCACCCUAAGCCUUCUGAACAGCCCAACUCAAGACCACAGUCAGCUGUGCCAGAGACGGAUGUACCUGUGGAUGCCAACCUCAUAGAGUUUGAAACAAAUAAUUUCUCACAGGAUGAUGACUUUGUGUUUGAGGACUUUGCAAGGCUUAGGCUGCAGGGAAUGAAAGAUGAAGAGGAUGACCACUUCUGCUAACGCCUUCCUCCUUCACAUAGAUGAUACCAUGAGGAGGUCUGAAGGAAGGGUAACAGGGGUGUGAUGUCAACCUGCCAGUACUCUCAUACCUCUGCUCCACUGGGACCAUCUGAUAUUGUGGAGCACUUAUUGAUAUUUUCAAAGCCUCCUUUCACUUUCUUUCUUUCCCUCUAUUCUCUUUCCUUUGGCUCUCUUCCUCACCAUUUUGUCAUCUGUGAUGUGGUCCUUGAAAUGACCUUGGUAUCUAUGGUCAUAUGAGCCACUUCACUCUGGUGCUUAUAUGUUUGACAGAAAGACAUAUAGGGAGAAGAAAACAAUGAUGAACUGGGUCAUCUAGACAUCAAUGUAUAAUAUUGUUGGUGGGCAAAGGGUUCAUUGUUUCAGGAAUGACUUGUGUUUUCUUUUUUCUUUCUAUUCUCUUGUUAUCAAAUUCUCACUUAUAUAUCAAGUGGGCAUUAAUAGCAAUAUAAUGAUGACAUACUGUAUGUUCCAUGUUAUUACAUUGUACAGUUCAUACACUGUUCAUAGACACCAUAGGGAACUUAAAUUUGGUGUUAAUUCCUCUUUCCUAGGCCCGUAAUCCAAUCCAUCCAUACCUGUUCACAGCUUUUAUGUUAUAGCUAUGUAAAAUGUAUACACAUCAUAAAAAUAUGUAGUAACACUUUUCUGUGCACUUGUUGUGCACGCAAUACUCAAACAAUUAAGGAUGUGGCAUUUUAGUGAAAGAGUAGUUGGCAAAGUGCAUUGGGACACAAGCAUCUGGUUUAUAAUGUAAAUUUUAACAUUUAUUCCACAUGUUGAGUUGUAGUAUAUGUACACACUGCUACAGGUCUUCAGUGCGAAAUAAGCUUGUAGAUAACUCAAGAGGCCAGGGACAGCCUCUGAGAAUUUCAGAUGCCUGAUAUAUUUGUAUGUGCCUCACAAGAAUUAAUUCCUCAUUAUUUGUGCCUGCCAAGCUUUAUUUGCCAAAAUGUGAUGUUUUAUAAAGUUGCUUGUAAGUUAAGCUCAGUUUAUGAACGUUUAUGAAAAUGACAUGCUCAUUCCAUGUUUUUGUUCACAGGAACUUAUAAUGUAACCAUUGGACUGCCAGAAAUAUUUUGAUGAUGGUUAUUUUAAAUCUCAGUUGUAGCAUGAUUUCCAGGAAAUUUACUUUUAAUCAUUCUUCCAGGAUCAAGCUUUUCCUUUUGACCUUUAGUUUACUACUGAACAAUGGCAAAUUUACUUAUGUUACAACCUGUACUUGGAAGUAACAUUUUAUAGAGAACAAAAUGGAGCUCCCAUUGAUGGACAAAAAGAUAUCUUUAAAAUAAAGGUUUGCUUUGUUAAAAGCACCCAUACAACCAUGGAGCGUACUUGCCAGUGAGCAUACUUACAUUAAAUUUCAACUUUGUGC
Messenger RNA from Xyrauchen texanus (razorback sucker), 2769 nucleotides. Its product is annotated as arrestin red cell-like. Gene Ontology annotation, cellular component: cytoplasm. The record is from RefSeq and is a predicted model, not a curated record. Gene Ontology annotation, molecular function: angiotensin receptor binding. Bases 150 to 1376 code for a protein of 408 amino acids. NCBI's taxonomy places the organism in Eukaryota, Metazoa, Chordata, Actinopteri, Cypriniformes, Catostomidae. The transcript has 16 exons. Gene Ontology annotation, biological process: positive regulation of ERK1 and ERK2 cascade; G protein-coupled receptor internalization; signal transduction.